Molecule: messenger RNA, 651 nt
Organism: Entamoeba histolytica HM-1:IMSS
Lineage: Eukaryota; Evosea; Mastigamoebida; Endamoebidae
Exons: 1
Coding region: 1-651 (216 amino acids)
Cellular component (GO): Golgi membrane
Source: RefSeq, a predicted model, not a curated record
AUGUUACAAUUCAUUACAAAUUUAUAUUAUAAAUAUAUUGGAAGAAACACUGAAUAUUAUGAUUGGUUUUUAAUUAAUAUUAUAUUACAUCCUCAAAAUGUAUAUGAAAGUUGUAAAUAUCAACAUAGUUUAACACAACAAUGGAAUAGAAGGGAUCAUGCAAUUACAAAAAUUGUAACUUUAUUUAAUAUUAUUUUAUCAUUUAUUUUCUCUAUAACAUUUGUUUCACUCAGAUGGAUUAUUCCUUAUAUUCUUUUUGAUGUUAUUAUUCCAAUGAUUAUUGGUAUUAUAAUAGCUGUUAUUCUGUUCUAUUUAUGUAAAAGUUCUUUUACAACGGGGGAUUCAUUUACUGUACGAUAUUCUUAUGACAUUCAUAUUAAUGCAUAUUUCUGUUAUUUAUUAGUAUCACAUGUUGUUAUAUUUAUAUUAUCACCUUUUCUUUUUAAACCAACAUUAUCAGCAACAUUAUUUAGUAAUAUAAUUACUUGUUUAUCUAUUAUUUAUUAUAUUUAUAUCACUUAUUUAGGAUAUGCAAUUUUACCAUUUAUUUAUCUUCCAAAGAAAGUUUAUAUUAUUCCAAUGUUAGCAGUAAGUGUUUUAUUCAUUUUAUUUACUUUCCUUAAUUUAAAUGUUGCUCUUCUUCUUCUCUAA